This is a messenger RNA of Rana temporaria (common frog), 1978 nucleotides long. RefSeq lists its product as uncharacterized. The record is from RefSeq and is a predicted model, not a curated record. The coding region runs from base 102 to 920 and encodes 272 amino acids. Lineage: Eukaryota; Metazoa; Chordata; Amphibia; Anura; Ranidae. The transcript is spliced from 7 exons.
CACCUGUAUGCAUUUCUGUGAAUUAUCAGCUUUCCACAUAUAUAAGAGACAGUCAGAAGGAGCUGUUUGGCAGAUACAGAUUAUUGAAGGUGGUGGAAAUCAUGGACCGUUUAAGGCAAAUGAUAAACAAACUUGGCAAGCGUUUGUCCUCAAACAAGCUCUUAAAGUGUGUUUUGUUGAACACUGCAGUUGAACUCUUUGGUUGUAUGAACUCUCCCUCGUUUAUUACACCAAAUCAAAGCUAUUAUUGGGAGAACUUUGAUCACUAUCCUACACUACCAGGUGCAUACUCACAAUCUCCUGAAUUCACUGACACCGCUUUAUCAACAGAAAGCUUGGACACCUUGCAGAAUUUAGAAAGGGAUGCCUUGUCAUGCACGGCUGCAGAUAAUGACUCAAUGAUUGAUACUGAGCCACAGGUUACACAACAGAUCUUCUAUUUCUUGGUUCCUGUAGAUUUAAUUUCACAUGUAGUCUUACAGGACUAUUGUGAUACAGAAAUUGUGUAUGAUUUACUGAAUUGUGUACAAGAAAUUGAUAUUACACCUAGUAUCGCCUGGGACAGUUAUGAUCUCCAUGAAUCAAACAAGAAAAAGAGUUGUGUGCUUGGAAAUGAAACCAUAUGGACCCUGGAUGAUGGCGAUGCAGAAAUCUCCUUCUCCUUGAAUGAUUUACUGAGCUAUGUAGAUGGAAUAGAUGCUACACCUAGUAUCUUCUGGGACAGUUAUGAUCUCCAUGAAUCCAACCAGGAAAUGAGUUGUGCACCUGAAAAUAACUGGAGCACAUCGCAUGAAGAAUUCUGCAGCUAUGAUGAUUUGAUGCUCAUGGAUGCAUCCACGCUAUUUGAAGAUAGGGAGAAACCAGUGUCUUCUACACCAUGGCUUUGUAGAAGAAGAAAAAAGUGCCUUGAAUUGUUUUAGGACUCGGCUAUGAAUGUCUCAUUGCUCUAAAUGUAAAGGAGACCUUUAGCUGCAGCCAAUAUCUAGAAUUGUUAUAUCUACAAGUUCCAAGUCACAGCUACCGUCAGACCUACUAUUAACACCACUUACUCCACUAAGGACACUGGGGUUGGUUUACUAAAACCGGAGUACAAAAUUUGGUGCAGCUGUGCAUGGUGGCCAAUCUCCUGUCAGCCUGAUUAAGGUUUGACCAAAAAAACUGGAAGCUGAUUGGUUUCUAUGCAGAGCUUCACCAGAUUUUGCACUCUCCAGUUCUAGUAAAUCAACCCCAUUCUACUCCUUAUCUAUCUUUCUCCUCACUUAUCUGACACAUAAAAGCACACAAAAGAUCACUGAUUAAGCACAGCAGAUUGCUCCUGAUCCUGUCUAUACCUUUCUGAUUGGUGUUUACCUACUUGUUUUUGAGCCCCCCCCCCAUCACUUUAAAUAUUUAUUAUGGGAACACGAUUUAACCAGUUCUAUUUCCCUCUACUGUGCAUGUCCUUUGAAUAUUUUUUUUAGGUUUCAGAGAACCUGCAAUUUUGCACUAACCUGUCAAGUGAUUGCAGAAUUACAUUUUCAUGGUUCUUCUUGUUUACCUGGACAUUUUAGGAUGAACUGUGCUUUGUCCAUGGAGGGCAAAGCAACGGGGUCACUUUAAAGCCCACUCCCUGCUUGGCUGUUGGGUAUGAUCCCUAGUCAGAGCUUGCACAUUUUUGUCACUAUGCUCCCAAGUGAUGGCACUGGCCCUAUUGUAAAGGAUCAGUGCUGUCAAGCUGUAACUAUCGGGGAUUUCAGUUACUCACGGCAGGGAGAAAACAUGAUUAUAAGGUACCGGGAGACUGGUCUUUAAAAGCAAACCAGUGUUUUUCCUGAAGUCUGGUUUCAGGCUGAUCCAGGGACAUGUAGCAGAAAAUGUACAUUUCUACUAAGUCAUACCAUCAUUAUCACAUUUCACUGAAGUUUGAUUGCAUGCACAAUGAUUUUACAGUUUGUAUUUUUUCACUCGCACAGGUGGUAUAAGUGUACUACGACUUUCU